Molecule: messenger RNA, 1323 nt
Organism: Lichtheimia ornata
Lineage: Eukaryota; Fungi; Mucoromycota; Mucoromycetes; Mucorales; Lichtheimiaceae
Product: eukaryotic peptide chain release factor subunit 1
Exons: 5
Coding region: 1-1323 (440 amino acids)
Biological process (GO): cytoplasmic translational termination
Cellular component (GO): translation release factor complex; cytosol
Molecular function (GO): translation release factor activity, codon specific; sequence-specific mRNA binding
Source: RefSeq, a predicted model, not a curated record
AUGUCCAGCGCACAAGGAGAUUCCACCGACCACAACAUUGAAAUGUGGAAGAUGAAGAAGCUCAUCAAGAGCUUGGAAGCUGCUCGAGGAAACGGCACUUCUAUGAUUUCUCUUAUUAUCCCCCCCAAAGAUCAAAUCUCUCGAGUUGGCAAAAUGCUUGCUGAUGAAUACGGCACUGCUUCUAAUAUCAAAUCUCGUGUGAAUCGUCUUUCGGUCUUGUCAGCUAUUACAUCCACUCAACAAAGAUUGAAGUUGUACAACAAAGUGCCACCCAAUGGUCUUGUCGUAUACUGUGGUACCAUUGUCACAGAUGAAGGAAAGGAAAAGAAGGUCAACAUUGAUUUCGAACCACACAAGCCUAUCAACACGUCAUUGUACCUUUGCGAUAACAAGUUCCACACUGAAGCACUCUCCGAGCUUUUGGAAGACGAUGCCAAGUUUGGUUUUAUUGUCAUGGAUGGUAACGGCACACUCUUCGGUACUCUUUCAGGCAACACUCGUGAUGUCAUCCACAAGAUGCAAGUUGAUUUGCCAAAGAAGCACGGUCGUGGUGGUCAGUCUGCUUUGCGUUUUGCUCGUUUGCGUGAAGAAAAGCGUCACAACUACGUUCGCAAGAUUGCCGAAUUGGCUGUCAGUUUCUUCAUCACCAAUGAUAAGGUCAACGUAGCUGGUCUUGUGUUGGCCGGUUCCGCCGAUUUCAAGAAUGAACUCUCACAGUCCGAUAUGUUCGAUCAGCGUCUUCAAGCCAAGAUUGUCAAGGUGGUUGAUGUGUCAUACGGUGGUGAAAAUGGUUUCAACCAAGCCAUUGAAUUGUCAGCUGAAUCCCUUUCCAAUGUCAAGUUUAUCCAAGAAAAGAAGUUGAUCCAAACUUACUUUGAUGAAAUCUCCCAAGACAGCGGCAAGUACUGCUUCGGUGUCGAUGAUACUCUUAAGGCCCUUGAACUUGGUGCUGUCGAAUAUUUGAUUGUGUACGAAGGUCUUGAUCUCAACCGCUAUGUGCUUCGUAACGCUGCUGGUUCCGAAAUCGUCUAUCACCCUACCAAGCAAGAAGAGAAGGAUCGUGCAUUCAUGAAGGAUACUUGUGAGGAAGCUGCUCCUAACCAGGAAAUGGAUGUUGUCGAAGUCAAGCCUCUCUUGGAAUGGUUCGCCGAAUCCUACAAGGACUUUGGUACCAGCCUUGAAUUUGUCACCAACCGCUCCCAAGAAGGUGCUCAAUUCGUCAAGGGCUUUGGUGGUAUUGGUGGUAUUCUCAGAUAUCGUGUCAACUUUGAGCAGCUCAACUACGACUCUGAUGAAUUCCUUUCCGAUGAUGAAUACAUCUAA